AUGGGUUUCGAGCCCCCGCCGUGGGCCUCCCAACCGUGCAGGAUCGCGACGCUCGAGGUGUGCGUGCCCGGCGCGGGCGCGGAGGCACUGCCGAUCGACCAGAAGUCGUACUACGUUUUGGGCAGAGAGCCGGGGAGCGACGUGGUUAAUGGCGACGAGACAGUGUCGAAGUUGCACGCCGCGAUUGUGCACCAUGAGGACGGCCGCCUGUUCUUGAUAGACCUGAAAUCGACUCAUGGGACACAUCUUGGUGGCUCCAAGAUACCAGGUCACAAGCCCACUUUGCUGAAAGACAAGAUGGAAUUCAGACUAGGGCAGUCAAGUGUCCAGUACCGCGUACGCUGCGAGUCAUCUGCUGAAAAGAGAAGGGCAACGAGUUUGGAAGAACAACUUGCUGGAAGCAAAGGACAUCAGAGCAUGUGUGUGCAGGCAUCACACAUUCUUGUGAAGCAUAAAGACUCCCGCAGGCCCAAGUCCUGGAAGUCUCCAGUCAUCAUGAGGACACAGGAAGAGGCAAUGGAAAUUAUAAAGGGCUUCCGUGAGCUCAUAGUGAACGGACAGGCAGACUUCAAGGAGAUUGCAUCAACAGAAAGUGAUUGUAGCAGCGCAAGGCGGGGAGGCGAUCUGGGCCCAUUUGGGCCUGGGCAAAUGCAGAAGGCUUUUGAAGAUGCAACUUUCGCUCUGGAAGUCAAUGAGCUCAGCCAACCCGUGAUCUCCGACUCUGGGGUGCAUCUCAUUCUUCGGACUGCGUGA
This is a messenger RNA of Ostreobium quekettii, 753 nucleotides long. NCBI's taxonomy places the organism in Eukaryota, Viridiplantae, Chlorophyta, Ulvophyceae, Bryopsidales, Ostreobiaceae. The record is from the annotation of a GenBank genome assembly.